AGCUCACAUUGUGGACCACAACUUUCAGGACCGCACUUCACAUGACAACCUAGGAAAACAAGAGGAACGACAAAAUACACGGGGAAGCAAAAGGAAAUCGACGGACUCUGAUUGACUGAAAUUUACCGGAAUUUACCCGUGGCGCACCGUGCGUAAAAGCGCACUAGCCACUUUGCUGCGCUCUUGAAUUUACUGGUAACGUCUGAUUUUUGUUUUAGUUGAAGAUUGUUUUCGGAUUUUCCUUCUCUCGGGGCGGAAAAAAAUGUUAAAAAUGACAGAGGAGCAUGACAAGUGUGUCAGCGACCAGCCCUGCAGUCCAUCGGGCACAAACAGCUCCAUGUCCCAGGACGAGUCCGACUCCGAUGCUCCGUCCUCACCUACAGGCUCCGACGGCCAAGGAGCCUUGCUGACCGGCUUGGGCAAGAAACUGGAUUCCGAGGAUGACGAGCGGUUCCCAGCUUGCAUACGGGACGCAGUCUCUCAGGUGCUCAAAGGAUACGACUGGUCCUUAGUGCCCAUGCCCGUAAGAGGGAACGGAGCUUUGAAGAGUAAGCCUCACGUCAAAAGACCCAUGAAUGCCUUCAUGGUCUGGGCGCAAGCGGCCCGCAGAAAGCUAGCGGAUCAGUAUCCUCACCUGCACAACGCCGAACUGAGCAAGACCCUGGGGAAACUUUGGCGCUUGCUCUCUGAGAGUGAAAAGAGGCCAUUUGUAGAUGAAGCAGAAAGGCUUCGGGUUCAGCACAAGAAAGAUCAUCCAGACUACAAGUACCAGCCUCGACGACGAAAGAAUGUGAAACCAGGCCAGAGCGACUCAGAUUCAGGAGCAGAACUGUCACAUCAUAUGUAUAAAGCUGAACCAGGGAUGGGAGGACUGGCAGGGAUGACUGAUGGACACCACCACCCUGAACAUGCAGGGCAGCCCCACGGUCCCCCUACACCUCCCACUACUCCCAAGACAGACCUACACCACGGGAUGAAGCAGGAUCUGAAACAUGAAGGCCGUCGUCUUGUUGACAGCAGCAGGCAAAACAUUGACUUCAGCAAUGUAGACAUCUCUGAGCUCAGCACUGAUGUCAUCAGCAACAUGGAGACCUUCGAUGUGCACGAGUUUGACCAGUACCUCCCGCUCAAUGGCCACGCCUCAGGCUCCUCCACCCUGCCCUCAGACCACAGCCACGGGCAGGCUGCAGUGCCCAGCGGCUCUUACACUUCCUCAUACAGUCACGCAAGUGCCAAUGGGUCAACAUGGAACCGCAAGAGCACCUUGUCCUCCUCCUCACCUUCCACCAGCGAGGUGGGCCAGCACCGGCUCCAUAUUAAAACAGAACAACUGAGCCCCAGCCACUACAGCGAGCACUCCCAUGAGUCACCCUCACACUCUGAUUACAGCUCCUAUAGUAGCCAGGCCUGUGUCACCUCAGCCACAUCAGCUGCGGCCUCUUUCUCCAGCUCUCAGUGUGACUAUACUGACCUCCAGAGCUCCAGCUAUUACAACCCUUACUCUGGCUACCCUUCUAGCCUCUACCAGUACCCUUACUUCCACUCAUCCAGGCGACCUUAUGGCAGCCCGAUCCUUAACAGUCUGUCGAUGGCUCCUGCUCACAGCCCCUCCGCUUCCAGCUGGGACCAACCCGUCUAUACCACGCUGUCUCGACCUUAGGGGGACAAGAAACACUCAGUUCAAGCCCAAGACUCAUUCAGAUUGAUGCACUAAUGAAGGACGUAAGGAGCAGGUGGGGAAGUGUGUAGUAGGUAGUAGGCUACCUGAGACCAUUUGAACGUGAAACAAAAAGAAAAAGUGCCUGCUGAUUUUAUACAAAGUUAUAUUGUUGCAAUGAAAACACACUUAAGACUUUUUACACAAAGAGAAAUUGUGUUGUUGGUGAGCCAAACUCCUCCAUGAGGACACGUUGCCUACACCUACAUCCUGUACAUCUCCCAUUUUUCCAGUUUACGAUUGCACGUGUGUGCACACUUGAGGUAAAGCAAAGGCCUGCCACUGAGUUGUGUAGGAGAGAAACAGUUUGGCUCAGUUCUAUUGCGAAGCAGAUGGAGACGCAGAUACAUUGGAGAAUAUACACAGGACCAAUUCUGUGAAUUUGCAGUAAAAUUUACAUUAAUGACCAGAGCUAUAACACAGCACAUUUGGCCAUUUGCAUCAGUGGAUCAGUCUUAACUAAAUGGCUCAUAUGUAUCUUAUAGUGUCAUUUUGACGUAAAAGUCUUAUGUAUUUAUGUUCAUGUAUUAUUGGUUUCUUUUUUUUUGUUCUUUAGUAGAUAAACACAUGUAAUGUGGGUUUUGGUUAUUUACGGUAUUGUUUGGCUCUUACUGAAAACAAGGUAAAUUAAGUGAAGGAUGGUAUAGGUUCAAUGCAUUUGGUAUCAUUCCGUUGAUGACUGAUUACCAGCAACAUCUCCAUUCCAAGUUGCAAGAAAACGGAGCAGGACCAACAGACUCGCACAGGACAGAACAGGUGUCUGAAAGCUACACUUGGCAAAUUGCGAUUAGUCAUGAUCUAGGGUUAAAGGAAAUGGGGUAAGAUAACACCACACACUCUGAGUGACAUGUCAGCUGGACCUCCUGUACACAUAUGUAUACAUACAUGCAUCCUAGUGUGCGUGUGUCAGGGAGAUGACGUGCAACUGUACAUGUCACCCAUUUGCUUGGGCAGGAGAUACAUAUCCCAUGACAUAAUGCACACCAAUGAUAUUAAAAAAAAUUCAUUUUGAACUUUUUCUGUAAUGCAAAGAAAAGUAUUUAAAGAGGAAAUUGUGUUUGAGUACUUGCCCAUAUUUAUCUCAUCAACCAAGUGCCAACUCACUGCUAUAGUCUUGCGCAAAACAUUUUUGUGCCUUCUAAUGCUUUAUGUCAGUAUUUCAAUAUGAAAUUUAAUUAUUAACAGACUUCAGGCAGCACACAAUCAGUAAUCCACACCACAAACUCCUAUCGUUAACCUGCUCCCGAUUAUAUUCUUAAUUUGAUAUCAUUCCUUACAGCCUUGGUUUGUAAUGUUCUGUGAGAUGCUGUAUGAAAAAUGUCCAGAGCAUCGUGCUCCACGUUUUGUCCACAGAACAGUGUUUUGUAUAUUAUGGUGUAUAAUUUUGAGAAAGGCUGGGAAAAUUAUUGUUGUUCUAUUAACUAGAGUUUCAUUCACACAUGCACAGCUAACCCAUUUG
Molecule: messenger RNA, 3176 nt
Organism: Monopterus albus (swamp eel)
Lineage: Eukaryota; Metazoa; Chordata; Actinopteri; Synbranchiformes; Synbranchidae
Product: transcription factor Sox-8
Exons: 3
Coding region: 263-1660 (465 amino acids)
Biological process (GO): morphogenesis of an epithelium; neural crest cell development; negative regulation of transcription by RNA polymerase II
Cellular component (GO): nucleus
Molecular function (GO): RNA polymerase II cis-regulatory region sequence-specific DNA binding; DNA-binding transcription factor activity, RNA polymerase II-specific
Source: RefSeq, a predicted model, not a curated record